This is a messenger RNA of Aspergillus calidoustus, 1708 nucleotides long. Lineage: Eukaryota; Fungi; Ascomycota; Eurotiomycetes; Eurotiales; Aspergillaceae. The record is from the annotation of a GenBank genome assembly.
AGACCCCACGCCGCGACUACAAAAUGCUGACGUCCGGCGCAGCUUCAGGUUUUGUAUUUCUCCUCAUCAACCUCGCCUGAUGAGUCCAAGUUGCUUUUGCGAUACAAUGACUGCCCCAUUCUACGAUGCGCUCGUGAUCGGCGCCGGUUUUGGCGGAAUCUACCAGCUCUACAGCCUGCUCAAGCAAGGCCUCUCGGUGAAAGUGGUCGAGCAGGCAGACGGACUGGGAGGAACGUGGCAGGCGACCCGAUAUCCCGGUGCGAUGAGCGACACAAACUCGCACCUGUAUCGCUUUUCCUGGGAUAAAGAGGAUCUGCUAUCAUACCCGUGGUCGGACAACUAUCUGGAGGCCAAGGAGAUUCUUGCGUACCUUGAGCAUGUCGUGGACCGUCACGACCUUCGCAAACACAUGCAGUUCGACACCCGUGUGCAGUCGGCCAACUGGAACGAGCACGACUACACUUGGAAGGUUGAGACGAGCCAAGGCACUUUCAUCGCUCGAUACUUGAUCACAGCGGUCGGACUUCUCGUCGAGCCCAAUUGGCCUAAUAUCCCUGGCCGAGAGGCGUUCAAAGGCGAGCUGUAUCACACUGCGCGAUGGCCCGACAGCUAUGAUCUUAGCAAAAAGAGGGUUGGCGUCGUUGGUAACGGCGCGACUGGUGUUCAACUGAUCUCGAAAAUCGCGUCAGAGGUCGGCUCACUGCUUUCCUUCCAGCGACAUCCCCUGUACGUCGUGCCUGCCAACCGACGGGCAGUCACACAGGAAGAGCGCACGGACAUCAACGAAAGAUACGACGAGAUAUGGCAGCACGCGCGAGACAGCAUUUCAGGAAUGGGUGUCAAGGAAAGCACAACGAGCGCAAUUGGCCUGUCGCCUGGGGAGACAGAACGCGUCUUCCAAGCGGCCUGGGACGAAGGUGGGCCCUUUCGAUUCGCGCUGGGGACUUUCGGAGACAUGAUGACUUCGCGGGAAUCAAACGAGGCUGCCUGCGACUUUAUCAAGGCCAAAAUUCGCCAGAUUGUGCGCGAUCCGGAGAAGAGACGCAAACUGACUCCGACCGAACUGUACGCCCGACGACCCCUCUGCGGCAUUGACUACUACGAGCAGUUCAAUCGGGAGAAUGUGGACAUUGUCGAUGUGGCAGCAAACCCAAUCGUUAAGUUUACAAGCGACGGACUCAAGCUCGCCGAUGGAACCGAACACAAGCUGGACGUGAUCAUCUGCGCAACCGGGUUCGACGCGAUGACCGGAUCGUACAACAAGAUCGAUUUUGUCGGGCGCAAUGGCAUCACGCUCAGGGAGCACUGGGCAAAGGGACACUCGACGACCCUUUCGAUCGCUACAGCCAGCAUGCCGAAUCUGUUCAUGGUGGGCGGUCCCACCACGCCUCUGGUCAAUCUCCCCAUCGCGCUGGAAGUGGACGUUGAGUUUAUCACAAAGGCUAUCUUGCAUGUAGAGGAACGACGGAAGAAGCAUGGAAAUGCUGCCAUGGUCUCGACGCAGAAAGGAGACGAUGAAUGGCAAGGGUUCUGCGACGCCAUCAGCGACGCGUUGUUGUUCAAGACGGCUCCCUCGUUCUACUUUGGGGCCAACGUCGAGGGGAAAGUACGGAUGACAUAUAUGUUCUUUGGAGGGAUGGGACUCUUUAUCCAGAAGCUGAAGGAGUGCGAAGAGAGCGGCUACAGCUCGUUUGAAUUCCUAGAGUAG